This is a messenger RNA of Lytechinus pictus (painted urchin), 3083 nucleotides long. RefSeq lists its product as uncharacterized. The coding region runs from base 41 to 730 and encodes 229 amino acids. The transcript is spliced from 6 exons. The record is from RefSeq and is a predicted model, not a curated record. NCBI's taxonomy places the organism in Eukaryota, Metazoa, Echinodermata, Echinoidea, Temnopleuroida, Toxopneustidae.
AACUUGCAGUCUGCCUUCUCAUCCGAGGGGUCACGUUGUAAUGCCUCAAGACAUCUACAGAAGAGACGAUGUUGUCAUCAUACAGUGCGAUGAAAGAAAUGAAUCCGUUACAUGGCAGUGCAACGGAACUUCUGGAACUUGGGUUGAAUUGAGAGACAUCGAUUGUUCCACUGACACACCAGAAGGAGUAACAAGAACUACUACAAUAAUAAUUUCAGUCACUGUGCCGGGCUUGAUAAUACUGUGCAUUAUAGCUGUCCGAGCCCUAUUAAGAAACCGCAUCUGGAACAGUAAGAAAAGCAAUCAACCAGGAGAUUCCAGGGAAAAUGCCAUGCUGCAUCACGAGUAUAUGGAUCUCACCUCACGAGGAGAGAAUGGACAAGGAACGAGGCAAAGCAAUCAGCCAGCAGAUCCCAGGGAAACCAUGCAACAUCAAGGAGCAAUUAAUGACCAUCAGCAUGAUCAGGAAAAUUUGCCUCCCUCACAAGGAGAGCAUGGACAAGGCCCGGGACAAGGAGCAAGUGGUCGACGGGGAUCGGGACCUCCACGCCCUCUACCAUGUCUACCAGCACCUCCAACAGGCGUUGUGAAUGGCCAGCACCAACUAGAUGGAAUGACUGUACGUCCUCCCCCAGAACCACCUAGUAGUUCCACAUCUACAUGCCUUAAUCCCAUUUAUGACCUAACAGUGUUCGCAGGUCAAAGUGAUACUAUGGAAUCGACAACUUGAUGACUUUUGAGGCACAACUCAUCGCAACGGGAAAAAAAUGCUUUUUAAUCACUUUAAUGGAAAUGCGUAUUCAUGAAAACGCAAUAAUAAACCAUUAUUACUUGGUGAUUUAUUUUAUAGGCGUACUUAAUAAUUAUAGCUGACUUUUUCUAUUCCUGUGGAAAUUAUGCACGGGAAAUUUAUAGGUCGACAUAUUGCUUUAUUUGUGUGAUGUUUAGGAAGGUAUAUUUUAUGUACGGUUUACAAAAGGUAUUUCAUUAUUGAACUGAGGGAAACGUAUACAAAAAUAAUACUAGUAUUGAUAAGAAUCAUAAUUAUGAUGACGACGAUGAUGAUCAUAAUGACGGUAAUAAUGGUGGUGAUGAUGAUGUUGUUGGUGGUGGUAAUGAUGAUGAUGAUAAUGUACUAAUAAUGAUUAGAAUGAUGCUUCGCUGCAAAACAUAAUUAUCUUCCGUACCCCUUCAUCACGUAGUUUUGGCAGUGCCCCAUUUUGAUGCUCUGUGUGUGUUUCUUUGUUACAGCCAUCUUUACCAUCAUGUUCUUUAUCGCCGGGCAAGCGGAUAUGGGGGCAUGUGGAUAGUCUCAUAUUACAGAUCAAUUCCCAUCUGCUUAUUAACAUGAUUAUUGAGUCUCCAGUCCCUACCCAGCCCUCGAGGAACAGAAAGGAAUACGAUAAUAAUAUAAUAAUGAUAACAAUGAUAAUAAUACAAAAAAUAGUUAGGCUCUUAACAAUGAUACAAUAUUUUGAGCAGGUGUUGUAAUAUUGGAACACUUGAAUCUUAAAUGAAUAUGUUACCAAGUUCGCUAAUAAAGUACUUUCGCACGCAAUAUUUGUAUUAUCCUAUAUACAAGCAUUAGUAUACAACACUCAAGAAUGUUCUGUAAUCUGAUAUGUCCAAAUCGGAUCACAUGGUGUUCAGCGAAUUGCACUAUGGCAUCCAAAAGGCACUAUCCUGCACUCUGACGUUCUACCAACAUGACCAAAUGUACUAUCCUGCAUUUUGACGUCAUACCAAAUGCACUAUCCUGCACUCUGACGUCAGAAUGCAGAAUAGUGCGAGGUCUGGAAUUAUCUAUAAUUAUCUAGAAUUUAGAUCAAAUAUAGCAUUCAGGGCAACUCAGAAACAUGCGGGAGGGGUUAUAUAAAAUAAGCAAUCCACGCAUUAUUGUGCAUAGAGGACCUAAAUAAUGAACUCUGUUCUCGACUCGCCAAUUGGAUAUACCCCACUCGAUCCUGCGGACCUCGUUGCGGUAUUUCCAUUGGCUCUUUUUGCACAUCGUUCAUUAUUUGGCCCUGCACGCACGCGCUUGCGCUUGCGUGCAUUACCUGUAUAUUAUCUGCUGAUGUGUUGUCUCCAUUAUUAAUAUAAAUUGUAUUUUUAAGCCUUGCUAUCUAUAACUCAUAAUCAAUGAGACAAUGGAACCAUACACAGAGCUUGUCAGUUCGAUCUGCUCUUUAAAAAAUAGAAGUUAUUUCUAUUUACUAUUAUAUUAAUAAUAAAAAAAAAUACACUGGAAGCUUCGGAGCGAUAAGUUCAACAGUUUGUAUAUGAAACUGUUCUUGUUAAGAUAAUAUGUUCAAAUUAUAGUUUUCUUUCGACUAAAUUGAACUUUGAAAUUACGAAAUUUUUAUUUUUCUUUCGUUUUCGUAUUUAGAACCAAAUGUGACUUUCAGUACACAGAAUAAACAAUGCUUCAGAAUGUUUCAUCCCAUACAUAAGUAGUGAGCGGUCAGACUGGUGUAUUUUCAACACACAGGGGGUAAUUCAUUUUAUAAAGUUAUAUCUUGAAUGUAUUUGUCGAAUCCAACAAUUCAAAGUUUAUUUACUACGUUUUCUCUAUGCCACAUUGUAACAUUUCGCGAAACUAUAUAUGCGCUAACCUACUGAUAAAUUAAGGAUAAACUUUUCACACCAAUAAAGGUUGUGUUCUUGAGGAGACAAUAAUAAACUUCGUGACAUGUUUCUUAUAUAUGCAGUCUACAUUCAUUCUAAACAGUUUAUGAAAUGUAGUAUGUAAUUAAAGAUGUUUUGCGGUCCUAAUCAAGUUGCAUUUGCACAGAGAGAAAAUGUGGUUUGCGAUAAAAUAUUUUUUUGUAUCAAAGAUUAGUGAAUAUGAAUGUGAGAAUAUUUUGUAGUGAGUGCAUGGUUUGGGUUUGUGAGUUGCGUGUGCGUCUUAGUGUGAUUAUGGGUGUUGUUUGACUGUUUUUGUAAUUUCAUAAUAACUGAAUUAAUCAUGUUUUAGCUUUUAAGUUUAUGUUUUUUUUAUUUAAUGAAAUAUGGAAUUGCUAAAAUUGACAUGAUAAUUAUGUGUCUGUGUUUGGAUGAAAUCAUAAUAAAACAGCUAAACGGGG